AGAUGAUCUUUCAUUGAAGCUAGUACAACUAAAAUAAUCUAAACCUAAAGAAAUCGAACUUUCGCCGGCUCCUCUGGCUUUCCUAAGCCCACACCCACACGCAUAGACGUUCACUGUGCACCGCGAAACACGCGAGGAAUUAACGCGGCAUCGCAGAGCGCAUUGGAUUCUUCUCCCCACAACAGGAACCCCCCCCCCGCCUUCCUGCUCCGCCUAAUGCACAGCAAUUACGUUUCUCCCAGCAACAACGCGAACAGCGCCAGCAGCGAUCGCUGCAUCUUCUUUUCGAAGAUGGGCGCCUGCCGACACAGUGAGCAGUGCACGAAGCUCCACCACCACCCCGACUCCUCUCCCACCGUGUUGUUCCCGAUGAUGUACCCCAACCCGCACGCCAUCGCCCACAUCAAGGACCGCGAGUGGAACGUGGAGUUCGAGAAGAAGUAUCUGAAGAAGCACUUCGAGCACUUCUACAAGGAGGUGUGGCGGACGUUUCUGGAGUUCGGCCGCAUCGCCGAGCUGCGGGUCGUGAGCAACCUCGGUGAUCACCUGCUCGGUAACGUAUACAUCCGCUUUGAGGAUCCGCAGGUGGCCGCGCGCAUCGUGCGGGAGCUGCGCGGCAAGAAGCUCAAUCAGAUCAUCGUGCUGCCGGAGCUGUCCCCCGUGACGAACUUCGCGGAGGCGUGCUGCAAGGAGGACCUGGAGGGACGCUGCCAGCGCGGCGAGCAGUGCAACUACCUUCACAUUCUGAAGGUCUCCCGCAAGCUGCUGGAGAAGCUGGAGAAGGAGCAGAACAAGUACUGGAAGAAGAAGGAGCGCCACACCGACGGCGACGGGGAAGAGCGCAAGCGGGAGCGCAGCCGCUCGAACUCACCGGCGGACGCACCGCGCGGGGAGCCGUGUCACAUCUGCGGUCAGUCGGGCCACGCCUCGCGUGAGUGCCCCAUGCGGUAA
Messenger RNA from Leptomonas pyrrhocoris, 951 nucleotides. Its product is annotated as putative U2 splicing auxiliary factor. Gene Ontology annotation, molecular function: pre-mRNA 3'-splice site binding; zinc ion binding. The record is from RefSeq and is a predicted model, not a curated record. Gene Ontology annotation, cellular component: spliceosomal complex; U2AF complex. Gene Ontology annotation, biological process: mRNA splicing, via spliceosome. The transcript has a single exon. NCBI's taxonomy places the organism in Eukaryota, Euglenozoa, Kinetoplastea, Trypanosomatida, Trypanosomatidae. Bases 217 to 951 code for a protein of 244 amino acids.